Colletotrichum graminicola M1.001 is the source of this 2070-nucleotide messenger RNA. RefSeq names its product RNA polymerase I specific transcription initiation factor RRN3. NCBI's taxonomy places the organism in Eukaryota, Fungi, Ascomycota, Sordariomycetes, Glomerellales, Glomerellaceae. Gene Ontology annotation, biological process: transcription initiation at RNA polymerase I promoter. The record is from RefSeq and is a predicted model, not a curated record. Gene Ontology annotation, cellular component: nucleus. Gene Ontology annotation, molecular function: RNA polymerase I core binding; RNA polymerase I general transcription initiation factor activity. The coding region runs from base 1 to 2070 and encodes 689 amino acids. The transcript has a single exon.
AUGCGACCCUUCACCCCCAUUUCCAGACAUCGGUCUGGUCCGCCGCCGAGAACAGCAACGCCAGUAAAGAGCAUUCUGCGGCAAACGUCUACAGUCCUUGGCCGAAGGAAAGCCGAUGAACUUGACUCUGAUGCAGCCGACCCCCCUUCUAGCCCGACCAAGAGGCGAAAAGUCCUCAUCAACGAAAUGAACAACCGCGUCUUCGAGUUUGGCGGCGAUUCGAUGGAUGAGGUGAACGCGGAAGUCCGGAAAGCGCUGGAGGAGCACCUAAUGGGGGAGGACGAAGACUACGACGUCCUCAAGGAGAAAUUCACCAACGACAAGCGGCGAUACCUGCCGCCCAUCGCCGGAGAGGAGGAGGACACCCUCAAACCCCAUGAACUGAAAGGCUACGUGCUGGCGCUGACCAGCUGCGUCCCGCUUUUGAAGAACAAGGCCUGCAAUGGCCUCGUGAGGGAAGUGCUGCAGGUGUCAUGGUUGGGCCGAGACGAGGAUUUCUUCAAAGUUUACAUCCAAUUUCUGGCCGCCCUGGUUAGCGCACAGGGAUCCUACCUGACGCAUGUGCUCUCUAUGAUCGUCGAGAAGUUCUCCCAGUCCAGGCAGUCUGAAUGGAGCGUCAGCGACUUCCCUCCUGUCAGCCGUGUAACGAUGCGUGAGCGGCUGCACACCGGCCUGCAAUACAUCCUCCAAAUGUUCCCAGCCGCCACCCCGGUUCUCCGCAACCUCCUCGACAGCAAAUUCCCCUUCGACGACGACCCUAAGAGAAUGUUUGUUGCCUACGUCAAUAACCUUUUGAGGCUGAAGGAAUACGCGGGGGAGCUGGAUCUCGACAUUAUCGAUGUUCUGCUGUCGCGGCUGGUCAAGAUUGACGUGCAGAUGCAAACGGACCUCGACGACCUUGAUGAUGAUCUGACGGCAUCCGUUGCCUACGCGCUUGGAAAGUCCUUGGGCACCAGCUCGUGGGAGGGCGAUGAAGACGCCGUGGACAAGGACAGCGACGAAGAGUCGGUGGAAAGCGAUGAUUCGGAUUUCGACGAUCAGGAAGAGAAGAUCCGCAUUGUUAAGGGCAACGUGGAAAAGCUGGACGCCAUUCUUGAUACGUUAUUCGAUCACUAUACCCCGCUAUUCGAGAACCCCGACUCGGAUCAGGCAUGGGAGCGAUACGCUUUGCUUGUGCAGUCUUUUGGAAAGAUUGUGCUGCCGACAUACAAGUCCCGCCAUACCCAAUUCCUGCUCUUCCACUUCGGCCAGAUGUCAGCCCGGCUACGAGAUACCUUCGUCGGCAGUUUGAUGCACAUCUUUGGCUCGCAAAACCGACCAAGCUUUGUUCGACAAGCAGCGGCUACCUACCUGGCUGGGUUCAUGGCGCGAGGCGCUCAUGUUCCGUCUGACCUGGUGCGGACCGUCUUUGCUCUUCUGCUCAAGCAGAUGCAGAUCUACCGCGUCAAGCACGACCCCGACGCCAGAGGACCGGAUUUGAGAAGGCACCAGAUCUACUAUGCUCAGGUUCAAGCCGCACUCUACAUGUUCUGCUUCCGCUGGCGCGACCUGAUUGUUUCCACGCCCGAAUUCGUGGACCGCGACGACCCUGCGUCAUACCUGGGCCACGAGCUGGAGUGGAUGCAAGGGAUGAGAGAAGAAUUAUCGGCCAGCGUAUACUGCAAGAUGAACCCUCUCAAGAUCUGCGCACCCGCAAUCGUCGAGGAGUUUGCGACACUGGCUCACAAGCUUGGCCUAAUGUACAUCUUUCCUCGCGUGGAAGAGAACAAGCGAAUUAGACUGUCGCAGUUUGUGUCAGACACAUAUGGUACAGGCGGUGCCCUUAGAGAUACAGGCUCUGGAGCCCAGGAUGAGGAGGCAUACCAGCUCGAUCCCUACUUCCCCUUUGAUCCCUACCAGCUACCUGUGAGUAAGCGGUGGGUUCAGGACGACUAUGUACACUACCAGGCUGUUCCGGGCCUUAACAUGACGGCGGAUAGCGACAGCGACGAGGACGAUGAGGACAACAUCCCGGAGACGGAUGUCGAGGAAGACACCGCCACCGCCAGCGAGGACGAGGACGACGAAUGA